AUGGAGGAGGCUUAUAAGAAGCGCACUGAUUGGUAUCUGCAUGGAGAGUUGAGCUCAGUGGUUGCAGAUGAAAGCAUGGCAAGUCAAUGGAAUGAUGAGAUCAUUGGGUUAUACAGAGCGGCUGAGUGUUCUGAUGAAGCUUUAGCUCGUACGGGGGAUGUCUUUGAGAUAGAAGAGGGAGAGGACAAGAAAGAAGAUGAUUUUUUGGCGAAGCUAGCUGAAGCUGAAACACCUUUGUAUCCUACAUUCACAUGGGAUCAGAUGAAUGCGAAAUACCCUAUCUUUGCCGCUGAAGAAAGGAACAUGAGGCUUGGACUUUCAAUAGACAAAUUUAAUCCAUUCAAUACGAAGAAUUCUAUGUACAGUUGCUGGCCGGUAUUGUUAGUCAACUACAACUUACCACCUGAUUUAUGUAUGAAGGAGAACAUAAUGCUUUCGUUGUUGAUUCCUGGUCCACAACAGCCCGGUAACAUUAUAGAUGUCUACUUAGAGCCUCUCAUUGAAGAUCUAAACCAUCUAUGGAGCAGUGGAGAGUUAGUGUACGACGCUUUUACUCGAUCAACUUUCACACUGAAGGCAAUGCUGCUUUGGAUGAUCAGUGAUUUCCCAGCUUAUGGGAAUCUUGCAGGCUGCAAAGUGAAGAGAAAAAUGGGGUGUCCUUUAUGUGGGAAGAACACAGACAGUAUGUGGCUUAAGUACAACAGAAAACAUGUGUAUAUGUGCCACAGAAAAAGGAGUAAGAGAAAAAAGAUGGUCUGUACCGAUUUAGAUGAAGAGCAAGCGGAAGAUGAAGAUGAGGAGGAAGAGGAAGAAGUGGAAAUAGAUGAGGAUGAAUGUUAUGCAUGUAGAGAGAAAUGUGGCUGUGGGAAAUCCAAGGAUGGUCUUCCGGCUCGUAAAGAUAUUGAGGAUCUUGGUAUAAGGCAGGACUUUCACCCUCGCAUCUAUGGAAAACGAACAUAUCUUCUUCCAGCACCGUGGUUUUUGUCUAAGACAGAGAAGAAGAUAUUUUGCAGGAGACUUUUUGACUUCAAAGGGCCAGAUGGAUAUUGUUCCAACAUAUCUAGAGGUGUUUUGUUAGAUGACUAUAAAGUCACAAGGCUGAAAUCACAUGACUAUCAUGUGUUAAUGCAGCAACUUCUUCCAAUUGCACUUAAAGGGUUGUUACCUAAAGGACCAAGACUAGCAAUUUCAAGGUUAUGCGCGUUCUUCAAUCUGUUGUGCCAGAGAGUUAUUGAUAGAGAGCAGUUUCUGGUUAUGGAAGCGGAGAUUGUAGAGACGCUUUGCUUGUUUGAAAGAUAUUUCCCAGCUCCAAGUUUCUUUGAUAUCAGGGUCCAUUUGACUGUGCAUCUAGGAAGGGAGGCCCGACUUGGUGGACCUGUCCAUUUUAGAUGGAUGUACCCAUUUGAGAGGUACAUGAAAGUCCUCAAAGACUUUGUUAGAAAUCCUGCUAGACCAGAAGGGUGCAUUGCUGAGUCUUAUCUUGCCGAGGAAUUGAGCAUCUCCAGUAUUUACAAGACUCAGAUGACAGAUGUAGGAGAUGCAUCAGUCUUAUGGAGUAUGCAUACUAAGAAUUUUGCUUCAUGGCUAAAACAACAGGUGCCUAUUGAUUCUAAAGAACAUGACGAAACACUCAAGUGGCUAGCUUAUGGUCCUUAUGUUUGUAGUUCUAGUGCGAAAGAUACAGCACAGGUGGUUGAUUGGGUUUCCUACUACGGCAGAGAAACUGACAUCAUUCUGAUAGACUAUAAUGUCUUCUAUGUUCCUCUGUUCCGGUGUCAUUGGGCUGUAAAGGGUAAUGGAGUGAAGAUUGAAGAUGGUUUUACACUUGUUAACAUGAAUCAUAGUCAAGCCUCUUUCACAAGUUACCCAUAUAUAAUGGCUUCUCAAGCGAAGCAAGUCUCUUACUCAAGGGAAAAUGAGUCUUCUAAUUGGUAUAUUGUCAUGAGAGGUCCUUCAAGAAGAUAUAGUAAAGAAGAUAUUCAAGAGGGAAAUGCUGAAUUUGGGCCAUUGCCUACAAAUAUUGACAUGGAAGUUGACAAUUAUGAAGCCGAUAAUGGGCAGACCAACAUGAAGUUGUUCAAGAGCAGGAAGGACCUGAACUUGAUCCAGAACAACAAAACCCUGAACAGAGAAACGAUGAACAACAACAAACAGAAGAGCAGCACAACACAAACGAGCCUGAAGGUGAAGUCGAACUUUCUACUAAUGAAGAGCCUGAAGUUGGAACCAACCGUAAGAGAAAGCGUGGACCAACAAGAAUGA
Messenger RNA from Brassica rapa (field mustard), 2262 nucleotides. RefSeq lists its product as uncharacterized. The record is from RefSeq and is a predicted model, not a curated record. Lineage: Eukaryota; Viridiplantae; Streptophyta; Magnoliopsida; Brassicales; Brassicaceae.